This is a messenger RNA of Osmerus eperlanus (European smelt), 2495 nucleotides long. Its product is annotated as WAS/WASL-interacting protein family member 1-like. The record is from RefSeq and is a predicted model, not a curated record. The transcript has 7 exons. Lineage: Eukaryota; Metazoa; Chordata; Actinopteri; Osmeriformes; Osmeridae. Bases 1 to 1401 code for a protein of 466 amino acids.
AUGCGGCGCAAGGACUCGGCGUCGGGGGCCGUCGCUCCGAAGGCCGAGGGGCAACUAGGACACGGGGAGGGUAUCACCCAUGCCUCCAGCCCUCUCCUGGUGAACCCCUCCGCCUUGAAGAAAGUCACACGGAUAGAUACUGGAGACAGCUACAGCGCAGCCCUCGCAGACGGAGAGCUGUUCGUCUGGGGUCGAGUCCCACCCGCGUCCCAGGACAGGGCUGCGGCCUCUCCGAGGGUCUGGACCCCCCAGCCUCUCUCCCUGGGGGGGCGGGAGGUGUGCGAGGUGGCCUGUGGUUCCUGGCACAUGAUGGCUCUCACAACUGCAGCUCCAGGGAGCCGAGAGGGGAACGUGGAAUGUGAACUCGGAGAAACUGGAGCGCGCUUCAAAGAGCUCGGCUGCUCUCCCCCGCUGAUGACGGGCAGGGCGAAGGAAAAUAGCGAGCAAGUGUGUGUUGGCGGCCAAGCCCAGCCACCUGUGAGCCUCGCUGGGGUCCGUCCCCAAACCUGGCCCCCGGCUGGCCCUCGGUGCUCUGGGGCCCCGGACCUAGCUCCUGCAGGCCUGGGGAAUCCAGCCUCCCCAGGGGAGAGAGGGAGGGAGCGAGGGGACGGAGAAGGGAGGGAGAGAGACAGCGAGGGAGAUGGACCGUUACAUGAUCCAGCGGUUGCCGCGGCGAGGGCCCCGACUGCGUUGGACGGGACAGGAAAUGGCCGCUCAUCAAUCAAACCGGGAGAGAGGGAUGAGAGGGAGGCUGGAGGGGCCGUGGGAUCUGGGGAGGGGAGGAGGGGAAGGAGGAGAGGAGGGCCGGUCUUCAUCUGUCUGCGGCCGUUCCAGACAGACCCACCACCGCCUCGGCCCCCCAGCACUGGGUCCCUGCCCCAGAUACACCCUGGACACCUGCUGGUCCACCACAGGCCGGGACAGAGAGAUGGACAGUGGAGUUCUAACGAUUGGAGGUCCAGACCUCUACGGAGCUUCCACAGUCACCCCAGCAGUGAGACCCAGCCCACCAGACCCCGCAGCAACAGCCUCAGCCUCAACCCCAGCCUCAACCCCAGCAUCAACCCCAGCCUCGACCUUAACCCCAGCCUCGGCCUCAACCCGAGUCUCAGGCCCCAAGCACGGGCUCUGCAACAGCUCAACAUGCACGGGACCCUCCCCUGUCAUCCUCCCCAGUUCCAGACCCAGACAGAGACUCGGGCCAAUGCCCUUCCCAUGGCUGGGCCUCCCUCCUGGGCUGGGUCCAGACCCAGCCCCCCGCACCAGAAGCUCAACAGGCGGGCUGUCUACUCCUCCGGCACGGCCUGGAAGGAGGUGUCCUUGUCAGCCGAUCCCCUCCUGUCCUCCAGACUCCCAGCCCCGACCCCCAACGGGGACCCGCCUCUCGACCACAAACACUGACCUCUGACCCCCGGAGAAGAUUCUAGACUCUCUGGAAUGGAUGCGGCGGCCAUGUGUGGAAUCUUCCGGAGGGGCUCGCAUCUCAACGCUGACCCUUCAACAGUCCAGGGUGUUGGCAGAAAACUGGACACCAAAGAUAUUGGUGUUGUUCUCAAAAAAGAAGCCCGAGUCCGCCACAGUCCCCAUGUUUUGAAAUGCAUGUGUGGCUGCCCUCGCAGAUAUGGACCUCUUGUAAGACAUUUCACGGUGAAGUGUUUGCAGAGCUCUCUGGUUCGAUCAGUCCCAUGUGUCCGCGACUGUGCUCGUCUGAGUGUGAGGAAUUGAUUUGAUGCAGGGAUAAUGCAAAACGACCUGGCUUCUCAGAGAAAACAGACAUGGUCCCCCCCCAAAGACAACCCGGGCUUUUGGGAACUUGAGGGUUUGAGUCCUCCCCUCCCCUCCCCUCCCUCCCUCACACCCACUGUGACAACACUGUAGACAAGCAUUUGUGGAGCAGUACAACUGCAAUCCUUUCUGUCAGAGGUCUCCCCACUACAGGCAUUUUCUGGAAACUACUGAUGACCCCAAUCCUCUACGGAUGUUUGUUUUGUGUGUCAGUGUGCCCCACAAUUCCAGUUUUCUCCAGCUCCGGGGUCAAUUGAUUCGAGGUGAGGCCUGUCAAUUUCACAACAUAGAUUGUGUUCUCACUCCCCCCCCCCCCAGCCCUGAUACACCCCCACCCACCCACCACCUCCCCCCCCCCCAUCUCUUCCUCUCUCAUCAAUAGCCCUAUCAGAGCCCAGCUAUCGAUCCCCACCCACCCAGCACCGUGCCAGUGCGCCUGCGCGGGUUUAAUUUCUGACAGAUUUACAAUAAAAGGUGAAGUUAUUAUUUAACUCUUCCGGCCACGGCGUUCCGGCCUCCGUGAUUUAACACCCAGACGGAGGAUGAGUUAUGGGUGACGUGUGGAAUCUGCCAGCGCUGGGGCUAGUAGGGCCCUGUUCAUAACUCACUGGCAGAAUGUCUAGUUAGUCAAUCACUUGAUCUGUAAUCACAAAUGCUGCCAGAAAUUACAUGAGUGAUGAGCUGUAAUAAAAGUGCUUACUUUUUUCCUG